This is a messenger RNA of Photinus pyralis (common eastern firefly), 863 nucleotides long. RefSeq lists its product as uncharacterized. The transcript has 4 exons. The coding region runs from base 139 to 648 and encodes 169 amino acids. The record is from RefSeq and is a predicted model, not a curated record. NCBI's taxonomy places the organism in Eukaryota, Metazoa, Arthropoda, Insecta, Coleoptera, Lampyridae.
GUUGACAACAUCAAAUGACAAAUUAUAACCUCCAUUUUUAAAAGGGUGUGUUUAUGUUUAUAAUGUUUUAGUUUAAUCUUUAAAUUAUUUUCAAAGUCUUUGUUGUUUUAAACCCGAAGAAUAAAAGCGCACAUAAAAAUGGCGAUCCUUGCUUCGUGUUGGUCGCCUUGUUUGUGGACGGACAGCUUGAAGUCGGGAUGUAACGCGAUUGCCUUCUAUACAGUGGCAUUUUCCUUCGUUCUGAUGGCGUUCACUGUAUUUGAUAUGACAGGAGGAGACUCAACACAGUUGUACAAUCCGUUGUUUGAGGCCGAUGUCCGAUUUUCGAUGCAAGUAGUUGGAGGACUUCUAAUCGUGUAUUUUAUCGCAUUAAUUGCAUCGGCAGCUUUAUUAGUGGUUGGUGUUAAAAGGAUAAAUCGAGGAAUGAUGAUACCCUGGCUUGUAGGCUUUGGACUAGCGAUUAUAUUUCAGCUUGUAUUUGGACUGUGGCUGCUCGGAGGAUAUUAUAUUUAUCUUGAUACAGUUUUUUACACAUUGGUCGAUUGGUUGUGGAUGGCGUACAAUAUCUAUUGUUGGAUUGUCGUGUUGUCCCAAUACCAAAUUUACGCCGAAAUGGCAUCGCCUAACAUCGAGUUACUCUGGCCAUAAACGUAAUACAUUUACAGUGUAAUUCCAUCCAUAUUCCGUCCAUUUUUGUAUAAUUGAUUGUUAUUGUAAAUGAAAUAGUUUUUAUUCAUUAUACUUGACUGUUUGACAUUAGUCAGCAAAUGAAGCUACAUAUCUUAAGAUUAGAUUUACAAUGUAUUAAUUUUUUUAUAUGUAUUUUUUCUAACUUUGAUAAAGUUGAUUUGUAUUAGUCACAA